AUGCAGCAACAACAUGCUUUGGGGGCUCCAGAACUGACCAAACUGGGGGUCAACAGAAACAUGUAUAGAAUGAUUGUCAAGCAGCAGCCGGGCGAGGGUCAGGUGCUGUCUCCGCAGAAACGUGCCAGUGCUAAGAAGCCGUCGAACGAUAGAGUCAGCCUCGAUCCUCCUGCCGUCGUCGAACUUGUCGUAGUCGACGAUGAUCCAACUAGGUCCUGGCUUCACAGCCCAUACCUGUUUUGCACGGUCGAGCUGGUGAGACUUGACGACAAACACAACGGGUCUAACACACUUUCUGGCACGCUGACGUCUUCGCUCCAUGUGGUAAAAAUGAGUGAUGGAAAAGCCCAUGGCUACUUCGUUUUCGGCGAUCUUAUUCCAAAUAGCGCAGGGAAAUUCUUUCUUCGAUUCACACUGUUCGAGAUGCGUCGAGGUCAGAAUGCCAUGUUCGCGGAAAUGCUCAACACCGUCAACGGUGCGACCUUCGAAGUCUAUGCACGCAACAAAAUUUCCCCUCUCCCCCAGUCUACCGACUUGACAAGGGCAUUGAGUGAGGGGGGUGUGAAAGUCAGGGUUCGAAAGGAGCCGACGCGUCGAUUGCAAAGAAAUAAAGCCAAUUGGGGCUUUCAAGGAUUCCUGGGGGGUCAUGGCCAAGCUGUACCAGCCUCCGUGUAUGGUCAAGCCCAACUGUAUCCACAACAUGGCCUGCACUGGGGUCAGCAGGGGAGCGUUGCAUAUAGCGCAAACAACGCCAUUGACAUACGAGACCGCUUGAGUGUUCAACAUCACGGUAUGGCGCCGCCAUUCCAGGGGAGUGCGCAGCGGCAAAAUGCUCCGCCCAUGGGCCCUCCUAUACCACAGCAGCCACAACCUCUGCAUCGACUUCAACAUGAAGCAUUCUUGCAGGAAAUACAACAGCAGCCAGUGAGCCAGCCUCUUCCACCUUUACAACCAUCGUUGUUGUUGCAUGAAACACCACACAUGCUCAUGCUACCGCCGCCGCCGCCACAGCCUCAGCCUCAGCACCAGCAGCAGCAGCAUCAGUCGCAGCCACCUUUUCCAACCCUCCCGCAAAUCUUACCACAACAUUUCAGCCCUCUCCCAGCGGCAAGUUAUACAGUAAGAGAUGAUGGCACGAGUAAUUUGGAGUAUUCAACCGCGACAGAGAACCAAACCUUUUAUGCCACCAGCUCCGCCAAUCCAAGGCCGCUUUUCACCAUGGCAGAUGACCAGGCUGCCUAUACAACCUCUUCAGGUGUGCAGUUGUUGUAUGCCACAGCACUAGAGGAUCACAUGAUACCCACUGCAUCUCCAGGGACUGAUUCGGCAUAUGCUACAUCCUCAAGUGGUGCGGACCACCAGCAUUAUCAGCAAAGUGCUCCGCAUGUUCCGGGCAGAUUUCCUGUCCCGGCUUUCAACAGUUUGCAAGAAACAUAUGAUCCUAGUUCUUCACUCGGAGAGUUCCUUUAG
Molecule: messenger RNA, 1470 nt
Organism: Fonsecaea erecta
Lineage: Eukaryota; Fungi; Ascomycota; Eurotiomycetes; Chaetothyriales; Herpotrichiellaceae
Exons: 6
Coding region: 1-1470 (489 amino acids)
Source: RefSeq, a predicted model, not a curated record